Ictalurus punctatus (channel catfish) is the source of this 1066-nucleotide messenger RNA. RefSeq names its product caveolin 3 (gene cav3). Gene Ontology annotation, cellular component: caveola. The record is from RefSeq and is marked provisional. Gene Ontology annotation, biological process: regulation of membrane potential; caveola assembly. Gene Ontology annotation, molecular function: connexin binding; molecular adaptor activity; transmembrane transporter binding. Lineage: Eukaryota; Metazoa; Chordata; Actinopteri; Siluriformes; Ictaluridae.
AGGGCAUCAAAUCCUCUUUAUUCGGACCCUUCCUUGGCUCACCUCUGCUCCCAUUCCGGCCAGUUCAGGGCCCGAAGCUACCACCAUGGCAAACCAGUACAACAUCAAUGAGGAGAAGAUCCUGAAAGACAUUCAUACCAAAGAGAUUGACUUGAUCAACAGGGACCCCAAGCAAAUUAAUGAGGAUGUCGUGAAGGUAGAUUUUGAAGAUGUGAUUGCCGAGCCUGAUGGCACACACAGUAUGGACGGAGUGUGGAAAGCCAGCUACACCACCUUCACCAUCUCCAAGUACUGGUGCUACCGCAUAUUGUCUGCUGUCUUUGGUAUCCCAGUUGCGCUUCUGUGGGGAUUCUGCUUCGCCUGCAUCUCUUUUUGCCACAUCUGGGCCGUCAUGCCCUGCAUCAAGAGCUACCUGAUUGAAACCCAGUGCCUGAGUCGAAUCUACUCGCUCUGCAUCCACACAUUCUGCGACCCCUUCUUCGAGGCACUCGGCAAAGUAUUCAGCAGCAUACGAGUGGCACUUCGCAAGGAAGUGUAGGGGUCACAAAAACAAUGUUCACAAUGGCUGCCAGGGAAAUUGGGUGUUCUUUUGGUUUCGUUUUAUUUUUUUAAAAGAGGCCAGAUGGGCUUAGGCCUCAUCCCCAUUGCCUUUAUAUGAAUAAAAACUAGGUAGAUGUACAUAAUGGUGACUGAAUGCUGCUGCUUAGACAUUUUUUUAAGGUGUGGUCAGAGGUAUUCAGGCAGAUCACCUUGAGUUUCUCACGUGUUCAGAGAAAUAUUUAUGUUGAAGAGUAUUUGAGAGUUGACAGUGGAUGACAAGUCUUAUGCGUUUAUGUGAUAAGGCCUUUUCUCUGUGUACUAAUUAAAGAUUAUUAUUGGGUACAAGUUUAUUACUUUACUGUGUUCCUGUAAUGUUAAAAUAGAAUGAAAGAAGAUAAAAUUGCUUGUGGAAUGAUACAAUCCUUAUGUUCUUGCCUUUAUAAAUUAGAUAACUCCAGAUGUAUUGAUUUAUCACAUACAAUAUGUGUGAUUUGGACCGUACACCAAAUAAAUAUAUCUAAGAAAG